AUGCGGCAAUGUCCCACCGUAUUGCUCCUCUUUGUGAUUCUCCUACCGAUAGUGAGUAAUAUAGUAAACGCGAAGAGGAGUAACUCGGUGAAGAAGGACACCGUACGGGGUUACAACACAAAGGUGAGGAGGAAGAAGCGCUUUAGGGUAGUAACGGGUAGGGGGAAGACCGAACUAGACAGACUGGGGGACACCCUCGUUCCCAAAAGGGCAAUACUUGGAGGCGAAAGGCCCCUGACGAAUCUAGGGAUAAACUUCAAACGCAGUUACCUUUGGAGCGAGAGGGAAAAACCGACAAGCAACGCUAUAUGCGAAGAGGACCCAACUGGAGGGGGUGGAGAAAAUGCUCCGCUUUCAUUUUUUAACAAAUUGAAGAGAGGAAUGAAGAAAUAUGCCAACAAAGUGAGCAAGUUUCUGCAGGAAGACAACAUGUUGAAUUUUCUAUGGGUAUAUAAAAAUGUCUUUUGUAAAAAGAAAAUCAUCCUUCUCACCUUCUUUGUAAUGAUACACAGUGCAAUCAUUAGUAUCAUAAUACCUCGCUGUGAUAAUUUGAUAUUCCAAGAUGUAUCAAACAGAAGGUUCGACCAUUUUGGGGGUCUCCUCCUGAAUUGUUUCCUGGUGAGAGUGAUUAACAUGUGUUUGUGCGGGCUCCGCAACUAUAUUUUCAUGGUUACGAGUGCUCAUUCCGUGAAGGAAGUGAAGAGACUCUUGUUCCAAGUUUAUAUCAAUAAGGACAAUGAAUACGAUGACCAAAUGGAUCACAGCGAAAUUGUGAACAGGAUAACUUUGGAAACACACGACUUUGCAGAUAUCAUUCCGUAUUAUAUAAAUCCAUUCAUACGGAAUUUUUUCUCCAUCAUUUUCAAUUUUGCAUAUAUGUUUUACUUGAAUUAUAAGUUGUCAGGAGUGAUUAUGGGUUGCUUCUUGAUUUCCUCCCUCCUUACUAUCAUUUCGACCAAGCUGAAGAAGAGGAGGAUAAAAUCGAUAAACAAGGAGAAAAGUAGAAGCACUAAGAUAUCCCUGGAAGCACUGAACAAUAUCAAUGUUAUCAAAUUGUUCAGUACUGAACUGUACGAGUGCGGUAGAUAUUCCCAGUCGUUAAGUGAAAUUCUUCGUCUUCAAAUUAGGAAGGAGCGUUUUAAUCUUGUCCACAUGGUGGUGAGCAAACUCUUCGUUUUGGAAACGUAUAUACUCAUUCUGCUCAAGGGGGAGACCCUCCUAAGGGGAAACGAAAUUGACAGGAAUACCUUCACGUCUUUUUUCUUUUACAUAAAUAAUAUUUACUCGUACAUAGAUAUUCUCGACUACUACAUGGACAUAUGCAACAUUGUGAAUCAGUACCGCCACAUCAUCGGGCUGAUCGGGGAGGAGGCCCAGAGAGAGGGGGGCAAUGUUGACCCUUCUGAUGGUGGCGAGAAUAAGAAGCACGUUCAGCCUUCUCAGAGGAGCUCCUCCGACUGUGUCAGCUGCCCCUCUCCUAACAAGGCUGCUGCGAAGGGAAUCUCUCUCCAGCUAGACACCACCGCGGACAGCAGUCAAUCCGACGUGGUGCUUCAAUUCAAGGUCUUCUGCAAGUACAAAAAUACAGACAACUACGUUUUGAAAAAUCUCAAUUUCAAGAUUUUAAAAAACACAAAUAAUGUCAUACUGGGAAGGAGUGGAGGGGGAAAAUCAACGCUGCACAAAUUGAUGCUAAAUUUUUACAAAUGCUCCAAGGGAAAGGUGUACCUUUAUAACAAGCCAAUUAGCCAUUACAGUGGAAAAGAGAUUAUGAACACAGUUUCGUACGUCCAACAGGAUUCGAAGCUACUUAAAGGGACAAUAAAGGAAAAUCUGACCCAUUGCAUCACAGACGAUUGCACCAAUUUUGACAUGCUCGAUUUGAUUAAUAUUUCGAAGUGCUGUACUUGUCAUGAGUAUAUAAGCAAACUGCGGAAGAGGUACGAGACCAUUAUUUCGAAUAGGACUGAAUUGCUAACCACCUCUCAGAAGCAGAAAAUUUGUAUAGCAAGAGAGCUAGCUAGGAGUCCGAAGAUCCUUCUCUUGGAUGAGUCCACCUCGGCCGUGGACAGGUACAAUGAACGAGUCAUUUUCCAAAACAUGAGGCAGAAGUCGCUUUUUAAAAAUCUGACUAUAAUUCGCAUAACGCAUAAGAAGGCCAAUUUGGACUUGGCGGAUAACAUUUUCGUUCUGAAGGGUAGGCCCCUCUGGGCAUCCUUCCUGCACCGCCAUCAUAUGUGCGUGCACCAGGGGCGACACUUCGCGGUAGCAAAAUACUCGCUGUGA
Messenger RNA from Plasmodium inui San Antonio 1, 2286 nucleotides. RefSeq lists its product as hypothetical. Gene Ontology annotation, biological process: transmembrane transport. NCBI's taxonomy places the organism in Eukaryota, Apicomplexa, Aconoidasida, Haemosporida, Plasmodiidae. Gene Ontology annotation, cellular component: membrane. Gene Ontology annotation, molecular function: ATP hydrolysis activity; ABC-type oligopeptide transporter activity; ATP binding. The transcript is spliced from 3 exons. The record is from RefSeq and is a predicted model, not a curated record. Bases 1 to 2286 code for a protein of 761 amino acids.